This is a messenger RNA of Cryphonectria parasitica EP155, 2138 nucleotides long. RefSeq names its product putative MFS multidrug transporter. Gene Ontology annotation, biological process: transmembrane transport. Bases 159 to 1817 code for a protein of 552 amino acids. The record is from RefSeq and is a predicted model, not a curated record. Gene Ontology annotation, molecular function: transmembrane transporter activity. Lineage: Eukaryota; Fungi; Ascomycota; Sordariomycetes; Diaporthales; Cryphonectriaceae. The transcript is spliced from 3 exons.
GACAUCUUCCUGCGGAUUCUCCUCCGAGGACCAAGCAUACCACCUCGACGGUGAACUGCGCCAUAUGAGUACUUACUAACUAGUCCCGAUUCAUUAUUAGCCAGGCCAACUCCUUCCAGGCUCUCUCGCAACAUCCAACCCACCCUGGGAUUCCAGCCAUGGGUGAUCCCGACGAGAUCCACCUCGGUGAGAGAGGAGGAGGAGGAGGAGGAGGAGAAGAAGAGGGCGGCAAAGGCGACAACGACGUGCAUGACGAGAUCGAAUACAGGUAUCUUACCUUCUCGACCGACUUGUCACCGGCAGAGCCAAGAAUCCUGUCCCAGAAUGACAACAACCAACCGCCUGUGCCACCACGCCCCCCUCAUUUAUCCCAAUUUUCCGACCCGCAAGGCUGGUCCCGCACCCGAAAAUCCUUUGUGACUUGGCUGUCCUGCCUCUCCACCUUCUUCACGACAUGGACGCCAGGCGCUUACACGGCAGGAUCUCCUCAAUACCAGACCGAGUGGGGCGUCAGCAACCUCGCCGUCUACUGUGGAAUUACCGUGUUCACGCUCUGUUUUGCAGUGGCGCCCAUGGUACUCGCCUCGCUGUCCGAGAUCACCGGUCGACGGCCGCUCUUUGUCACUGCAGGCGUGGUCUUUGCUGUCAGCCAGCUGGGAUCGGCUGUGACACAGUCAUUUGCCGGCAUGCUGGUGACCAGGGCCCUCGCAGGCAUGUCGUGCUCCGUCUUCAGUGCCGUAGUCGGCGGCGUGAUUAGUGACAUCUAUGUCGCAAAGGAUCGCAACACCGCCAUGGCCAUCUUCACCGGUGCUGCACUGGCCGGCACUGGCGUUGGGCCCCUGGUGUCUAGCGUGAUCGAGCAGCACCUGAGCUGGCGGUGGAUCUUCUACCUCCAGACCAUCACCUGCUCCCUCAUGGUUGCCGCGCUAUGCCUGUUCUUCCCUGAGACAAGAGGCAAUGUGCUGCUCAGCCGGAAGGCGAGCGUGCUCAACGCCUGGUAUGACGCCGUGCAGCAUUCACAAUCAGCCCCGCCUCCUCCUUCUUUUCCUUCUUCUCCUUCUGCGGUGGUGCAGAUCCGGUGGAGGGUCAAGGCCGACGAGGAUCGAGCGUCCGUCCCACAGCUCGUCAAAACAUCCCUGCUGCGGCCCAUCCAGCUUCUGGUAACCGAGAGCGUCGUGUUCUGGUUCUCCAUCUGGAUGAGUUUUGCCUGGUCGAUCCUGUACAUGACGUUCGAGAUCAUCCCGCUGGUCUUUGAGCGGGUGUACGGCUUCUCAGCACAAGCGGCUGGCCUCUGCUUCACCCCCGUCAUCGUUGCAUCCCUGCUCGGCACCGUUGCCGCAGUAUGGCAGGAUGGUCUCCUCCUGGGUGGGCCCGACGUGGCAGCCCUGACCACGACGCCACCGCCAGAGAUCCGGCUGGUGUUUGCCUGUUUCCAGGCCCUGCUCCUCCCCGCCGGCCUUUUCUGGCUCGGCGCCACGAGCCGUCCCUCGAUCCCGUGGGUGGUCCCUGUGCUCUCCAUUGGCAGCACCACGCUUGGCAUUUUUACCGUCUACCUUGCUGUCUUCAAUUACCUGGCCGACACCUACCACACCUACGCCAGCUCUGCCAUCGCUGCCCAGAGUUUCACCCGCAAUGUCUUUGCUGCCUGUCUGCCCCUGGCCGUUGAGCCCAUGUUUAAUACUCUUGGCCCCACGGGUUCUGGUUGUCUACUUGGCUCCAUCGGCCUGGCCUUGGGCGUCGUCCCCUGGGUUUUAGUCUUGUGGGGACCGCGCAUCCGCGCUCGAAGCCCGAUCCUAUCCGCCUUGGCUAUUACUUGAAAGAAUCUGAGACAGAGAGAGAGAGAGAUAGAUUUAGAGUAAGAAAGCAGGAAUGUAUGACAGGUCUGGGCUUUUCUUUCUCCUUCGGCGCUGACUUGGUGUGUGUGGAUACUUGAUGUGGUCAGAGGGGCGGGGAAGAACAAGUCGAAACCGGUUCGUGGAGUGUCAAGGUUACAGUAGAUUGGCGUCAGAGAUGAAGGAUGCCGUGUUUUCCCCGGACCUGAUAGUUUGUUUUCGCUGCAAUUCAGAUGCAUGAUACACUACUUAGACACCCUGUAACUUUGUAUAGCACAUUAAAGAACUUAGAUGAGAUCGCCAAUC